Molecule: messenger RNA, 399 nt
Organism: Asparagus officinalis (garden asparagus)
Lineage: Eukaryota; Viridiplantae; Streptophyta; Magnoliopsida; Asparagales; Asparagaceae
Product: allergen MAG29-like
Exons: 2
Coding region: 1-399 (132 amino acids)
Source: RefSeq, a predicted model, not a curated record
AUGUUCUUUUCUCCCAUCGAAGCAGGUCACCGGCCGGCACAACGACAUGGAGCUCCAUUUAGCGGCGCAAAGGGGGAUCUCGUUGUUGUUAGGGGGGUUUUGGGGGAGUUUGAUGCUCAGAUGACGGUGACCGGGGUUGAGUUUGACACAGAGGAGAGGAUCGAGAAGGUCGUGGAGGAGGUGAUCGGGUGGCUGGAGGGGAACCAGCUGGCGGAGGUGGAGGAGUACGAACACAAGCAGAAGGAGUUGGAGGUGGUAUGUGGGCCGUUAAUCGCGAAGAUGUAUAAGGGUGGUGGAGGAGCUGAUAGUGCAGGGAUGAAUGAUGGUGGUUCUUCUAGUGAUGGUGCAGGUGGUAGUGGCAGUGGUGGUUCUGGGCCUAAGAUUGAGGAGGUUAAUUAA